ACUGCUCUUGCAUAUCACCGAGCUUGGCAUCAUGUUGACGCGAGCGGACGGAUCCUCGGGAAGCUUGCAACACGUAUUGCUCUUGUUCUGAUGGGCAAGCAUAAACCAAUAUAUGACCGGUCAAUCGACUGUGGCGACUACGUUACUGUUACCAAUUCUCGCGGUAUUGUUGUGUCUGGGCAGAAAGCCGAACAGAAACUUUACCGACAUCACACCAUGUACCCUGGUGGUUUGAAGGAGAUACCAUACAAAAGAAUGAUGGAAGUGAAGCCAGAAAUGAUUCUGCGGAGAGCUGUAUCAGGGAUGCUACCGAAAAACAAAUUAAGAGAAAGGCGAUUAGAGCGGCUGUUCAUCUUUGAGGGCGACGAGAAUCCUCAUGCUGCAAAUGUCAUCAAGCGAUGGGAGGACGGUCAAGUACCAGGGUUAGGCCCUCGGCCACGAUAUCCAGCUGGGGUCAAAGCUACACUAUAUGAUCGACUUCGUCGAAGAUAGCACAAGGAAGAUGGGUACUCAUGUAUCAUAAUCAUAACAUGUUAAUAUGAAAUCUCGGCCAGAAGAGAAAGCCAUGCUGUAUGAUUUGGAAAGUACCAAUUUAACGACACUUAUUCCACCUCCC
Molecule: messenger RNA, 616 nt
Organism: Cantharellus anzutake
Lineage: Eukaryota; Fungi; Basidiomycota; Agaricomycetes; Cantharellales; Hydnaceae
Product: ribosomal protein L13-domain-containing protein
Exons: 3
Coding region: 91-492 (133 amino acids)
Biological process (GO): negative regulation of translation; translation
Cellular component (GO): mitochondrial large ribosomal subunit; ribosome
Molecular function (GO): mRNA binding; structural constituent of ribosome
Source: RefSeq, a predicted model, not a curated record